AUGUCAACACCUAUUUCGCAGUCUGUGCCAUCUAGCUCAGGGCAGAUGAAGGCGGCACGCAAGAGGAACGACAACAUGACGGACAAGAUACAGGAGCUGCUACGGUUAAUCCCAGCUGAGUUUUUCCAAGAAUCCUAUGGUAGUGGGAACGAAUCUGGGGCCAAUGGCGAGACACCAGGGCCUGCAUCUGGCGCGCCAAAACUGAAAGGUACGGGUACAAAAGACGGCAGACCCAACAAAGGUCAAAUCUUGACACAGGCAGUGGAGUACAUUUCCCAUUUACAGAACCAAGUAGACACAUAUAACCGAGAAGAGAUCGAGCUGAUGGUGAAAGUCACCGAGCUAGCGAAGGAGACAGGCACAAUCGUGAACGACAUCAACCUAGAGAACACAAGCGCUGAGAUCGCCCUUGCUAACAUCGGUGUGGGUCCGCUAGCAGCUGCAUCCGCCGGAGACGAAACGCAGGACCAGAACAGUGAGUCCAAACCCAACAGCAGCGUCUCCUCGUCUGUUGCAGACGAGGAAAACUCCAGAGGUACGCCAAAGAAGGCUCAGAUGAGCAAAUUCGAGUACGGAGGAUACGCAGAAUAUGCAAGCUGA
Messenger RNA from Nakaseomyces glabratus, 600 nucleotides. It is a transcript of the gene RTG1, whose product is annotated as Rtg1p. The record is from RefSeq and is a predicted model, not a curated record. Lineage: Eukaryota; Fungi; Ascomycota; Saccharomycetes; Saccharomycetales; Saccharomycetaceae. Gene Ontology annotation, molecular function: protein dimerization activity.